Messenger RNA from Copidosoma floridanum, 3295 nucleotides. RefSeq names its product ATP-dependent DNA helicase DDX11. Gene Ontology annotation, cellular component: nucleus. Gene Ontology annotation, molecular function: hydrolase activity, acting on acid anhydrides, in phosphorus-containing anhydrides; ATP binding; DNA binding. Gene Ontology annotation, biological process: nucleobase-containing compound metabolic process; establishment of sister chromatid cohesion. The record is from RefSeq and is a predicted model, not a curated record. NCBI's taxonomy places the organism in Eukaryota, Metazoa, Arthropoda, Insecta, Hymenoptera, Encyrtidae.
AUGUGUAAAAAUAUAAUUCGUGUGUGUAAAUCUCAUUAUAUAAAAACAAUUUUUCUAUUGUAUUAUAUUGUGUUAUUCUCAUGAAUGACAAAUAAGAUACAGUCAAUACAUAAAUACUAAGCUUAUGAACAAAACAAAGUGAAAAACGAUGGAGCCACCCGAAGAUUUUUUGUUUCCAUUUCCUCCAUACCCAAUUCAAAAAGACUUCAUGAAAAAUCUGUAUAAGUGCCUAGAAAAUGGUAACCUUGGCAUUUUCGAGAGUCCCACUGGAACCGGAAAAACUUUGUCAAUCAUUUGUGGUACUCUGAAGUGGCUUAUUGACCACAAGAACAAACAAAAAUUAAAUAUUACUGAUCAAAAAGCUGAUCUUGAGAGGAAAUCUAAGAAAAUUGAGGACAAUAAUGUCAGUGAUUGGUUUUCUGCUCAAACUGAAAAAAUAAAGAUAAAUGUAGAAAAACAAUCCUUGCAAAAGCAAUUAGAUACUCUUGUUAAAAAAGAAGAAAAAAGAAACAAGUACAAGGAGCAGUUAAAAGAUUAUUAUGAAGAAAGUAAAAAGAAAAAAAACUAUUAUAAAUAUGCAAAAAAUGACAGUAAAAGUAAUGAAAGAAAUCAUUCUUUGAAUGAAAAAGAUACCAAUCAAGUUGCAAAUGAUGAUGACAUAGAAGAUGAUCUUGUUUUAAAAGAUACAGACUGUAAAUCUGACAGUUCUGAUGAAGAAGAAGAGGUAGUUUCUCAAGACUGCAAGUUAUAUUUUUGCUCUAGAACACAUUCUCAACUUGCUCAAUUUAUUGGUGAACUGAAAAAAACUUCUUAUGCUGACUUGAUAUCUGUUGUACCUCUUGCAUCAAGGACUAAUUAUUGUAUAAAUGCAAAAAUAAAAUCUCUUAAAAAUAUAAGUAUUAUAAAUGAACAGUGUCAACAAUUACAAAAAAAGAAAUCCACCUCUAAAAAGGAAAAAGAUCUGAAACGUUUAAAAACAGCCACAUCCUGUCCUUAUAUGCCUGGUGAACAACCAAUACUCAUGGCAGAAAUACUAACUAGUAUCAGAGAUAUUGAGGACACUGUAAAAACAAGCAAAGAGUUGAAAACUUGUCCUUAUUAUGCAACAAGGAAAUCAAUUGAGGAUGCUCAGCUGGUUCUUGUUCCUUACAAUUCAAUUUUGCACAAAAGCACUAGAAUAAGCUCAGGAAUAAACUUGAAUCACAGUAUUUUAAUCAUUGAUGAAGCUCACAAUUUGCUUGAAGCCAUUGAAAGAAUGCACAGUGUCACUGUUACUGGAAAACAUAUUUUACAUUGUUUCAAUCAAUUGUCUCAGUAUCAAAAAAGAUUUGAAACUGUUUUAACGGCUAAAAACGUAUUACUAUUGAGCCAGCUUAGUUUUUGUCUCAAAAAAUUAAUUAAAAUUCUUGGUGGCACUUCAAAGUCUUGUCCAGAUGAUAAAGUUGUCAAUGUAACUACAACUAAAUUGUAUACCCUAGAGGACUUUGAAACAAUGGCCGAAAUAGAUACAAUAAAUAUUUUUGAUUUAAUCGAUUUUAUACAAAAGUCUAGAUUAAUUCAUAAAUUACGAGGGUAUGCCGAAAAAUAUGAAGAUGAUCUUGUUUUUAAGAAACCAAUUCAAGAGAAAAAAGGUGUUUCUGCUUUUUUGGAAACUCUGCAGAAGAAAAAUAACGCAGAAGUUAAAGAAAAUUCAACAAAAGACCAAAAUGAGCAAGAGAAAGAACAAAUCACCAGUCCUUUAAUAAUAAUUACAAGCUUUCUUGAAACUCUCAAGACAAACUGCAGUGAUGGUAGAAUUUUUGUCACUCAUGGUGAUACAAUUGGCCAAGGGGAAAUGAAGUUCCUUUUAUUAAAUCCUGCUAUGCAUUUCUCAGACAUCAUAAAGGAAGCAAGAGCUGUUAUUUUGGCUGGUGGAACAAUGGAACCUAUAUCCGAAUUCAAAGAUCAACUCUUUCUGAGUGCGGGUGCUAAACCAGAGAGAAUCGUUACGUUUUCUUGCGACCACGUCAUUCCCAAAGAAAAUAUUCUUACUUGUAUUCUGAAGAGUGGUCCCACAGGACUUGAAUACGAAUUCAAUUAUCAAAAUAGACAAAACAAAAAAUUGCUGGAUGAAUUAGGAAGAACGAUAAUUAAUAUAUGUAACAUCGUACCAGCAGGCAUUGUAGUUUUUCUACCGUCCUACAGUUAUGAAGAAUUAUUAUUUAAGCAUUUAGAAACGAGUGGAGUCUUGACGAAAAUCGGUACGAAAAAAUCGAUUUUUCGUGAACCCAAAUCAACAACUCAGGUCAACCAAGUAUUGGAAAAAUAUGCCAGUGCUAUCAAGAAACCUCUAAAGCCUCAAAAUGGAGCUAUUUUAUUUAGUGUCGUUGGUGGCAAACUGAGCGAGGGGCUAAAUUUUUCCGACGAUUUAGGUCGAUGUGUCGUGGUAGUCGGUAUGCCAUAUCCAAACAUCAAGUCGCCAGAGCUACAGGAAAAAAUGAAAUAUUUGAACGAGAACGUUAAUCCAAAUGCUGGCGCAGUCUUUUACGAGAACGCCUGCAUGAAGGCAGUAAACCAGUGCAUCGGCCGAGCGGUACGUCACGUGGCCGAUUAUUCAACCGUUGUUUUAUUAGACAAACGUUACGCCAAUAAGACGAAGUCACUGCCCGGUUGGAUACAGCGAACCCUCACCGUACAAUCUACCUUUGGUGGUGCAGUACAAUCCCUUGCAAAGUUCUUUUCUACUAGAAAACAGAUUGGAACGAGUGUAAAGUGAAAAAAAAGAUAGUUGAAUAGAACAAUUUCUGAUUCCAAGUUUAAUAAUACGCCGCAGUAAAUAGGUGCAGAAAAUUUUAUUGUUAAGAGAGAGUACAAGCACUGUAGCAUGUAAUAUCGAUUUAUUUGCCUGUUUCCAAGAUACCAGUGCCCGGUCAAGUGUUGUUGGAUUUUAAUUUUUUAAUUAACAUAGCAGUUGAGCUGCUCGUCAACAAUCUAUUUGUUUCAUCUCAAGGUCGUUGAGUAUUUAAGGCGUGGAUGAAAAGCACUCCAAAUAAAAUUGCGUUAAUAAAAAAAAUACAGUGAUGGCAAUAAAAAAAGAGCCAGUUCCGUCAACAUAAGGUGCAAAAUAAAAUAGAAUUCGUAUCUAUCGGGCAGCUCGAGAGAUUUUAACUAUUUAUAAAAUCGGCUCUCGAGCGUCAAAUCAACCAGCUACUUUCUGCGUAUAUACUAUUAUCCCGCACAACACAAGCACUUGUGUAGAUACGUAUAUUCGACCAAGAUAAAAUUUGACAUUGCACUCGUUACACAACUCUUUAAC